Messenger RNA from Mytilus californianus (California mussel), 4172 nucleotides. RefSeq lists its product as uncharacterized. Bases 94 to 2619 code for a protein of 841 amino acids. Lineage: Eukaryota; Metazoa; Mollusca; Bivalvia; Mytilida; Mytilidae. The record is from RefSeq and is a predicted model, not a curated record. Gene Ontology annotation, molecular function: GTP binding; protein binding. The transcript has 15 exons.
GUUUACCUUGAUGAUAAAAAAACAGCCAUUUUGAUUUUUUUACUAAAGUAGUCCGGGUAAAACAGUUAACAUCGAGUUCCUUACAGAAUAACGAUGUGGGUGUGCGCCGUUUGUUAUUUCUCAAAUCAGAAGAAAGAUGAAGAAUGUAUAAAAUGCAAGAACGAUAGAGAUUGUGAAAAAGUUGAAGGAUGGAAAGUUGUUAAAGCUUUUGAUGCGUUCUGUGACGAAGGACCUACAAAACAGCUUUGUUUAAAAUAUGGAGAAAUUAUACGUGUAGCUAAAAAAAAUAACAGUGAUUGGUGGUGUGGUUUCAAAAGUGACGAAUGGGGAUGGUUUCCGAAAGUGCAUGUUGUAAGAACAAGAAAAUCUCAAGAGAUAUCCAUUAAAUCUAAUGAAAACCAAGCUGCAAAAAAAGAAGCAGACAGCUCGUCAACAUGGUCAACAGGGAUAUCCAUUAAAUUUAGUGAAAACCAAGCUGCACAAAAAGAAGCAGAUAGCUCGUCAACAUGGUCAACAGGAACAUUAUUAAAGGUGUUAUGUGAUUUUAUCAGUAAAUCCGAUUACGACACAGACAAUCUGAAUGUUAAAAAAGGGGAUGUUGUCAAACUAGUAGAUAGUCGAGAAGGUUGGCAUUGGGUAGAGCAUGGUGAUACCGAAGGAUGGAUUCAAACUAGUCUUGUUGAACCAACAGAAAUCAGCACACUUAAAAGAAAAAUGUACAUAGUGAAACAGGCCUUCAAAAGCAAAUCCGAAUACGACACGGAUAAUCUUAAUGUUAGAAAAGGUGAUGUUGUGGAACAUAUACAUGUAACAAGUGAUGGAAAUUGGAUAUGGGUUGUUCAUGGUAAUUCAGAAGGAUGGAUUCCUGACUACUAUGUUGAGAAAACAGAUAAGGAAAGUAUUGCAGCUCAAGCACAUAUUGAAACAUCACAAAACAGAUUUGAUGCAAGGAGUGAACAUAUUUCAAAGGAAGAAACAACUGGUGCACAUAAUAAACAGUUAGAUAAAUCAUCGGAUUAUGAGAUCGAGGAGAUCUACGAAGGUGAUGCACCGCCACCACUUCCAGAACGAAACUAUGUUACUGCUAAAAACAAAACUGGUUCGCAUGAUAAACAGUUAGACAAAUCAUCGGAUUACGAUUCCGAGGAGAUUUACGAAGACCCGACAUCAUAUGAUAAACAGUCUGGAAAACCGUCGGAUUACGAUUACGCUUACGCGGAUUUUAAUCCCAAGAUUAAUAAAGGCUAUGUCAAUGUAUCAAAAGACAUUUCUGAAAAAAAGCCCGGUGAAGAACCUAUUUAUGAAGAUAUAGACAACUUCAAACAACUAAGAAUUGUAAUGGUUGGAAAAACAGGAUCGGGUAAGAGUGCAACUGGUAAUGCUAUCCUUGGAAAGAAAUACUUCAAAUCGAAAAUGGCAGGCUUGUCUGUUACUAAAGAGUGUCAACGUGGUGAAAUCGAAAUAGGUGAUCGCAAAAUCAUUGUAGUUGAUACUCCCGGAUUAUUCGAUACCAAAUUAUCACCUAUAGAAAUUGAAGAAAAUAUACUUAAUUGUGUUCAUAUGACUUUUCCGGGACCACAUAUAUUUUUACUUGUGCUCCAGAUUGGUAGAUUUACUACAGAAGAAAUUGAAUCCCUUGACCAGUUAUUUGAUAUAUUUGGAAAGGAAAUGGAAGCUUUUUCGAUUAUUCUAUUUACUAAAAUGGAUGAAUUGGAAAAUCAAAAUGAUACUAUUGAAGAUUAUAUAAAAGAAUCGGGCUCGCCAUUAACAGGGUACAUUGAGAAAUGCCACGGGCGUUAUUUCGCUCUAAACAAUUCAGCUACAGCGGAAAAUAAAGGGGAAAUGGUUCAUAAAUUACUGAAUUUGAUCGACACUGUUGUCAAACAAAAUCAGAACAUGUGCUUUUCAAACAAUAUGUUUAAAGACGCUAAAAUAAGUGUACGUGAAUCACGAAAACAAAUAGAAAUGGAAAACUUAAAAGAAAUUGAGCAAAUUGAACACGUGUACGGAAAACAAGUUGACAUAAAUAGAGAAAAAAAGAAACAAAAACAAGAAGAAUUUAACAUGCAAGCAGAACGUAAACACAAGCUUGAGGAACAGAAGAAAAGGAUGAAAAAUUCCCAAUUGUCUUUUAAAAAAGGUGAAGAUGAAAGCAAUACUCCGAGACCUGAUUCCGAAGAAAUUGAAGAACUUUAUAACGAAAUUUUCAAAGCCAAUAUCCUGUUAAAUGAGAAAGAAAGAGAGAAGGAAGAGGCAGAAGAUAAUUAUGAAAAAGUUAAGGAAGGUUUUAAAGAGAUGGUAAAAGAAACUAAAACGAAACAGAACCAGCGAAUGUUAGCAUUGAAAAACACCGACUUUUAUGAUCAAAUGAAUUCAGCAGUUGAGGAAAUGAAAUCAAUCGACGAAAAACUUCAAGAAAUUGCGAAGAAAAUGAACGAGGAAGGAAAUCGUCAAAAUAUGACCAUCCAACAACAAUUACAGAGAGAGGAAAACGAGUUACAUUCUGAAAUGGAUAAAGUAUUUUCUGAUCAUCGCAUGUAUCUAGAACAAAUGAGAAAAAAGUCGAAGGAGAUGGAAAAACAACUGACAAAAAAAGGAAAAUUGUGUCGUGUUAUGUAGCUUAACAAACUAAAUGGAAUAUUAAGAAAUUUGGCUACCGUAAUUAAACAAAGUAAUUUUAUCAGAACAAGAUGACUUGGUGAACAUUAGCCUACAUGUAUAUAAAUGUGAAAUUAAACCAAAACUCGCCUGCUUUCUAGGCGAAAGUUUCGGUGUACAAUUAAACACAUUGGUGUUAUUUGUCAAGCGAUAUUGAUGACACAGUGAAUGCAUUGAUGUAUUUCUAAGUAUCUUUUUUAUCGUUACCAAUUGGUACUUUUAUCCUUUCUUAGUAAUUUAUCACCUACAUGUAUGUAUGUAUGACACUUUUUCAGACUACGUCUACUAAUAGAAAACUAACCGCCAUGAUAUAGCUAAGAGUGUCGAAAGUGGUUUUUAACAGCAACAAACAAUCAUUAAUUCUUCAAUAUCUUAGAAUGUAUUUGAAUAAAAAAAAUGACUCCAAAUUGCGUUGGUAAAACUGAAAUGCGAUGGUUUAUCCUGAUUGUAGAUCAUUAUUCACAAUAAUCAGCAACGUAUAAGGUAUGCGUUUCUGUCUCUGCUGAAAGACUACCACUAAGCACGAUUUUUAUUGAAAGGUAACCGUAAUAAAUCAAAAUCGUACAGCGUAGCAUACUCGUAGCAUAGACAAAGCUUCUUUCUAUUAAAGAAUUUAAUAUUGAGGUCAACUGCCUACAGUCUAUAUAAAUAUUAUUAGAUUGUUUAAAUUCCAAGGGUUUAAAUAUGGAUCAUGGACUUUAUCCUGCCAGCAAUGAGAAUCAUCAGCUGUAGGCGCACAAUUGACUGUUCUAGGAGUAUGAAGACACAGCUACUUCCAAUUAGAUAUAAGUCCUUUAAUAAACGCAUUAGGUUUAUGAGAAACAAAUAUAAACAGAACUCCAAGGUAAUUUAAAAAAAGUCCACAAAAGCUGACAAAUUCAAAUCGAUAGACUAUAUUAACCAACAGAGGAAAAGGAAAACAAUUGUCGUAUUCCUGGCUUGGUACAGGCAUUUUUCGAUGGAAAAGUUGAGUUAUACCUGGUUGUAUAGCUAGCUAAACCUCCCAUUUGUAUGACUGUAUUUUAUUGUUCCGUUACAUUGACAAGAUUGGGUGAGCAACCUCAAUAGAUAUAAUUGGUUAAAUGUCAAUAAUUUGGAUCCAGCAGCCAAAACUGUGUAAACAUACACCUUAGAAAUACAACUAAAAUGACUAAAAAAAUCCCAAACAAACAUACAUAUAGAACUGACAAAGACGCCUUCAUUUUUUUUUAUAGUUUUUAACAAUCAUACACACUUUCCCGAUAAAGUACAAAAUAAGUUAAAUAUACAAGUAAUUAAAACAAUAUAAAUACCUAAUAAAAACCAGAUAUGUCUCCGAAUCGUACCGCUAGACCAACUGCAUCUGGAACUCCGUAAGCCAAAAACCCGAACAUUGGAUGUACAAAUACCAAGCCACGUCAAGAGUCAUACGACUAAUAGGAACAUAUUAGGAGAAGCCAUCAAAAUACUGGACUUUUUUAAGCAUACUUAUUAUAAAGUCAAAAAAGCAAAAAAAAAAAAAAAAAAAAAAAAUA